GCCCGGAGCCUGCAGCGGAUGGAGCAAGCGACCAGGGGUCUUGAAAAGCAAUGGCCACAGAAGCCCCUGUGAACAGAGCCCCCGGUGAUCGCAACUCUGUUGUCCUCAGCACCACUGACAGUUACACUUGGCAUCAGAACUCACUAAAUAUGCACGUCAUCAGGCCCAAGUCUGCCAAGGGGCGAACUCGGCCAAGCCUGCACAGGCCCCCCAGCUCAGGGGUGUGUGCUCAGGGCUCCCCAUCUUCUCCACCCUCAGCUAUUCCCUGUGAGACAUCACCGAACAGCCAGAAGCCCAGAGCCUGCACCCCGAAGUCUCUGCCCCAGGGAACUCCUGAUGAAAUCCCUGAGCUGCUGCAGCAGCAGGUCCCUAUUGGGGCCGCCUCCUCCCUCAAUAAGUAUCCAGUCCUCCCAUCCAUCAACAGGAGGACCCCGGAGGAGGAGGAGGAGGAGGUGGUGGAAACCAUAGCCAAGAAGGCAGGGUCACUGCAACUGGGCAGCCCCUGGGCUCUCUACCACGAGGAGCCUCAUACCCUGAAGACCAGUGAGGGAGACCUCAGGGCUCAAGGAAGUUGUUCCCUGGAAGGGAAAUCUGUGCCUCGGUCCCAGAAACAAACUGGGGACAUGGAGGAACCAUCUGAUCUCGAGCCCAGGCUGCUGCUUGCCAUCCGAUCACCAUCUGGCCGAAGGUUCGUGCGUCACUUCCGGCCCACCGAUAACUUGCAGACGGUGCUGGCUGUGGCCGAACACAGGAACGGGACCACCUACCAACACUGCAGCAUCGAGACCCUAGAGGUGCCCAGGAGGCGCUUCUUUGACCUCACCAAGUCCCUGCAAGAGUGCAGAAUCCUCCACAAGUCGGUGCUCGGCAUCUCGCAGCAGCACAGGGAGGGGUGGCCCUGAGUCCUCCGCCCGUACACGGCAUCCUGGGUCUCUGAGGAGAGGAUGUCCUGGGGCCCCAUGGCCUCGCCAAGCAGCUGAGUUGCAAGUGCCACUUGAACCAGGUGCUGCUGUGGUUCAUGGGACUGCCCCCUUCAGAGCUCCUGGUUGAAGCAUCGACAUUUCUCACAUCCUCUCCCUGGGGGCAGGGGUGCAGGUCUCUCCUCUGCUGCAGUG
This is a messenger RNA of Sorex fumeus (smoky shrew), 1115 nucleotides long. It is a transcript of the gene UBXN10, whose product is annotated as UBX domain protein 10. Lineage: Eukaryota; Metazoa; Chordata; Mammalia; Eulipotyphla; Soricidae. The record is from RefSeq and is a predicted model, not a curated record. The transcript is spliced from 2 exons. Gene Ontology annotation, molecular function: protein binding. The coding region runs from base 51 to 902 and encodes 283 amino acids.